Molecule: messenger RNA, 975 nt
Organism: Thlaspi arvense
Lineage: Eukaryota; Viridiplantae; Streptophyta; Magnoliopsida; Brassicales; Brassicaceae
Source: the annotation of a GenBank genome assembly
AUGGAAAAUUUUAUGCUAUCCUCUGAGGGAGGAGGAGCUGGAUUACUGUCAAAACAUAGGAAAGCCCAUAACAAUAUACCCGUUACUUAUGCUACUAAUUUCGGUAUUGUUGCUGGUUGCUAUUGCGAUGAAGUGAGUGUGAUCUUUCGUUUCUCAGGGGCUCGUGAAUUGAUAUGGAAGAGCCACAUGUGGAUCGUACAACUUUGCCCUUGCUGCAUCCUGGUCGACAAAAUGGAGCUAAAUGAACUCAUUAAGUUUAACCACCACACCCAAGUAUCAACUGCUGUGAGAAAGAUCAUUCAAAGUUGUUUCAAAGGACCAUGGUACUCUUGGAAAAGAGUGCCAGUUUUCUACAAACAAACAUGGUUUAGUCUGUUCAAGAAAAAAUUUAAUUGGCAUCCUAAUAUCAACAAUCAAGUUGAAAGUGAGUUUAAUAAGCUUGCUGCUUAUCCUCUCCGAGGAAUGAUAAGCCAUUUAUCGUUGUCACUUAUCAUUGUCAACAUACGUAGCUUGCUCAUAUACGCUGCUGGGUCAUCUAAACAAGGCUAUGUCUUUGGACUGGGAGCUCUAAAGGAAUUUGUUGUACCAUCUGCUAUUGCUUCUUCAAGUCAACCACAACCAGAAGAAGCAGAGAUGAUUGCAAAUCGGCUCCAAGAGUUGGAAGCUGAAGUCAAACAAAAUCAUGAAGAAAAUCUGGAAAUUAAAAAAAGACUUGAAGCUAUGGAGAAGAUGGCUGAGUCUUUUGCAAAUCAGAAUGCUUAAAGCUACUAAAACCAUCCAUCGUCCAUCAUCUAUCUAAUUUAGUAAUUCUAGUUUCUUUUUAUCUUAAGUAAUGUUUAGUUUUUAUUUUAUUAAGACUUUAUUUUUUUAUAAAUUCUGUUUGUGUAUUGGCUUUGCUUCGACAUAAGUAAUAUAAUGUUUGGUUUAUUAUAUUUUAGUUUUACUGUUUUAUUAAUUAAUUAUCUAAUUUAAAAA